GGAGCUGCCUCGGCACAACAACGUCACCGUUGGAUAAACUGGUCCCUUCGAUUGCGGGCCGCUGCAGACUGACAGCAUGUCGCCAGACGCAACCCGCACGCUGCGUCCGCCAGGUCCGCCUGGGCGCGCUGUUUUUUAAUCCAGCCGCCUCAACGGGGGAGGUGACCCCCCAAGGAGAAAACGUUCAACGCCACCAGACGCCAAAGAAAAAAACCGGCGAGAGACUGCCCCACCGUCUCGCCAUUGUCGCUCUGUUGACGGGGAUCGUCUCACCUUGAGUUUCACAAAGGCGGCCUGAACGAGGUACGAAGUAGCCCUCUCUCGGCCUCGUCAGAUCCAUUUUGGCCUGGCCUCUGUCGAACAGGCUUCAUAUACCGCGGUCACGGCGCACGACAGUCGAUCAAGACUAGACAGAUGCAAACGCUGCCCGCUACCAUGGCGCUGUCAGGCGCAGAUAAGGCGAGACCCCAGCGCCAGAGCGUCGCCAUCGUCGGCACGGGUCUGGCAGGAUUGACGACGGCCUACCUCUUGCACAAUGACGACCACGGGCGGUAUGAUGUGACGCUAUUUGAGCAGGCCGAUGAGCUGUCGUUCGACUCGGCUUCCGUCGCUGUACGGAAUCUCAAGACGGACUGCGUUGAGCGUGUCGACUUGCCGAUGCGCGCAUGCGCCGCUGGCUACUACGCCAACCUGAUGCGCAUGUACAGCUACCUAGGAAUCCCCCUUCACCCUGUGCGCUUCCUUUUCGUCUUUGCCAAUGCACUCGCAUCGUCGGCGUCGUCGCCGCGGAGCGAGGCCACUGCACCAGAGGAUGCCGGCUCAGCGCCCGGCAGCUAUUUCGUGCACGCAUCAAACCUGCACAAGACGCCGCCGCCCUGGCCGAGCAAUCGUGGCGUCUUCGCGCACUUCUGUGAGAUCCUGUACCUCAUCGUGUGCCAGCUCUGGUUCUCGACGAUCUGCUUCUGGGUGCCGCCAGAGACGGGCGACGGAGACGACAGCGAGACGCUUGCCGAGUAUCUCGAGCGCGUGUGGCUGCCCCGGAGGUACAUAUCUCACUAUCUGCUACCGCUGAUGAGUAGCGUCUCGACAUGCGACCAUGCCGAUAUGAUGGCAUUUCCGGCAAGUGACGUGGUCAACUACAAGCGGCUAUCGCAUGGACAGCAACACUACGCCGUCUGCGGAGGGGUCCGUCAGGUUCAGUCAAAACUGGUCCAGGGGAUGCGGGACAUCCGCCUAGGCUGUCGUGUCAUCACCGUGGAGGUCGUCAGCAAGGCGUCGGGCGAUGGCGUCUCAGUGCGCUGGCAGCCAGGCACGGCCGAGGCGACCGAGGAGCGAUUCGAUCACGUGGUUCUAGCCGUGUCGCCCGAUGUCGCGACCAGGAUUUUCCAUCCCUUGUCUACGGCUCUCGGCAACAUGCCCACGAAAUGGGUUGAGAGCUCAGUACUGAGCCCGCGGCCCGGUGCCUUCUCCGUAGCUCACGGCGACUUGCCACAGAGCUGUUCGCACCAUGGGGACGAUAAGUCGCCGUCACAGGUCAUCACGUUCAGGAGCACCUUUGGCGACGGAGCACGUACCGAGGCUCUGCAUGCCAUGCCAGGCGGCGUUCUAGUCAGCACACAGCACACUGCCACUGUCGAGAGCAAAGCGGUACUCAAGACGGCGGGCUUCACGAGGACGCUCCGGACGCCGGCCAGCAGGGCGGCAACGCAACGUGUCAUGGAAAGCAAUCCGGCGUCGGACAGCCGUACGCACUGGGUCAACGGCGAGAAUGACGUAUGGCUUGCCGGUUCGUGGUGUUGGGACGGCAUGGUGUUGCUGGAGGGCUGCGUUGUGUCGGCCAUAAGAGUUGCCGACAACCUGGGCGUGCGCAUCCCUUGGCAAUGAGCGUAAUAAUCAGUCCCUACUGGACUUAAUAGUUCUGGGCUGUACUUCGUACAGCACUUAAUAAUGACGAUGAUGAAGGCGUGA
Molecule: messenger RNA, 1968 nt
Organism: Purpureocillium takamizusanense
Lineage: Eukaryota; Fungi; Ascomycota; Sordariomycetes; Hypocreales; Ophiocordycipitaceae
Exons: 2
Coding region: 415-1884 (489 amino acids)
Molecular function (GO): oxidoreductase activity
Source: RefSeq, a predicted model, not a curated record